Silurus meridionalis is the source of this 1395-nucleotide messenger RNA. RefSeq names its product pepsin A-like. The transcript has 9 exons. Gene Ontology annotation, molecular function: aspartic-type endopeptidase activity. Gene Ontology annotation, biological process: proteolysis. Lineage: Eukaryota; Metazoa; Chordata; Actinopteri; Siluriformes; Siluridae. The coding region runs from base 131 to 1267 and encodes 378 amino acids. The record is from RefSeq and is a predicted model, not a curated record.
UAUCGCGUAUGACCUAUGCAGUUCCUUAUCAGGGAGAUAUGAUGAAAACGUGGAUGCUGUAUAAAAAGAACCAGACUCUGCACAAGUUUUGCAGCCGUUAGCUCAAUCAGCUGAACCCUUCCAAGUAGCCAUGUUGAAGUGGGCCGUGGUUCUUUGCGCCAUGCUGGCGCUCUCCGAGUGCUUCAUCAGUGUUUCUCUGAUCAAGGGGAAGAGUGCUCGUGACAAUCUGGAGGAGAAGGGUCUUUGGGAGAAGUUCAGGAAGAUGUACCCUUAUAACCCAGCGGGCAGGUUCUCCCAGAGCUAUGCUGUUGGUUAUGAAUCCAUGACCAAUGAUGCUGAUCUUGCCUACUAUGGUGUGAUUUCCAUUGGCACUCCUCCCCAGUCCUUCCAGGUUAUCUUUGAUACUGGCUCUUCCAACCUUUGGGUUCCCUCCGUAUACUGCAGCAGUGCUGCCUGCAGCAACCAUGUGAGGUUUAAUCCUCAGGCAUCCAGCACUUUCCAAGCCACCAACCAGCCUCUUUCAAUCCAGUACGGCACCGGCAGCAUGACUGGUUUCCUCGGAUAUGACACUAUUGGGGUUGGCGGUAUUCAGGUUCCCCAUCAGAUCUUUGGAUUGAGCCAAUCCGAGGCACCCUUCAUGGCCCACAUGAAGGCCGAUGGUAUUUUGGGACUGGCCUACCCACAGUUGGCUGAAUCCAACGCCGAGCCUGUGUUUGACAACAUGGUCCAGCAGGGUCUUGUGCAAGAUUUCUUCUCUGUCUACCUGAGCAGCAACUCUCAAACUGGCAGUGAGGUUAUCUUCGGUGGAUACAACCCUAAACACUACACUGGUUCUCUGAUCUGGAUCCCUUUGUCAUCUGAGACAUACUGGCAGAUCUCUUUGGACAGCAUCACCAUUAAUGGACAGGUUGUUGCUUGCAAUGGUGGAUGCCAGGCUAUUGUGGACACUGGCACCUCUCUGAUCGCUGGUCCUUAUAAUGACAUCAACAGCAUGAACAGCUGGGUGGGAGCCACCGUCAACAAUGGAGAUGCUGUGGUGAACUGCAACAACAUCGGAAGCAUGCCUGUAUUGACCUUCAACAUCAACGGCAAUGCCUUUACCCUGCCUGCCUCAGCCUACGUCCGUCAGUCUUAUUACUAUGGCUGCCGCACCGGUUUCAGCCCCAGCAGCUCCAGCUUGUGGAUCCUGGGUGAUGUGUUCAUUAGGCAGUACUACACCGUCUUCGACCGGGCAAACAACUCUGUGGGUUUGGCCAAGGCUGUGUAAAAAAAAACAAAACUAAAAAGCAACACACUAUGAAUCAACCUUUGAAGAAAAUCGAUCCGCAGCUGCUGAUUGAAAAAUGUCAUAAAAUUACACCAAAAAAAUACCGACCUAAUAAAGUGAUUAGUUAU